Paramecium tetraurelia is the source of this 951-nucleotide messenger RNA. RefSeq lists its product as uncharacterized. The transcript is spliced from 5 exons. Lineage: Eukaryota; Ciliophora; Oligohymenophorea; Peniculida; Parameciidae. The record is from RefSeq and is a predicted model, not a curated record.
AUGAAUUCUAAUUUUUUGAAAUAGAUUGAAGAAGAAAAUAGGAUUUUGGAAUAGGAAUUGUAGAAUCUCUUAAAUUAAAAGAGACAAAGAGUAGAGAAAGAACUUGAAGAUCCUGAUGAGGAUAAUAAUCCAAAUUUUAGAAGUGAAAAAGGGGAUCUAAGUAAAAUAGAUGAAGAAACAGAUGAAGAAUAACCCAAUCGCAUUGAGCCACAUAGAUUGAUGGAGUCUCCAUAAAAGCCAGAAUCGGUAAUAGAUAACAUUUAAGAUUCCAUAAACAAUUAUUUGGAGAAAAAUAGUAGUAGUAUUGUCGAUAUUUAAAGUAAUAGGCAAUCAUAAAAAAAUGUAGACUAAAAAAAUAAAUAAAUUAACUCUUUGGAAAUGCGUCUAUUGGGUACAAGAGAAGCAUUGAAAUGUUUAGAAAAAGAAGUGAAAGAUAAAAAUGUCAUUAUAUAAAAUUUGGAGAUUGAUUUGGCUAAAAAGUAAAAGUAAAUUGAUUCUCUCCAAAAAACUACUCAUAAAUCAAAUACUCCUCCAAAUAAAGAAGUUUAUAAUGAGGGGUUUUAGGAAAUCAAGAAAUAAUGUAAGGAAUGGGAGAGAAGAUAUAUUGAAUGCAAUAGCUAAUUAAAAGAGAAUCAGAAGUAUGCAUCAAAAUUAUAAGAAUUAAAUCAGCAAUUAUUAUAUAAGUUAAAAUAAUUUGAAUCUGAUAAGGAAUUCUCAAAGACCGAAUUGGAUUAAUAGAAGAAUAUAAACAAUGAAAUGAGUGAGACAAAUACAAAUAUUUUGAUUAAAUAUGAGUAGAUUAUAAAGCUUAAGGAUAAGUACAUAUUAUUGGAGGAUAAGUAUGAUGAAUUAAAGCAGAAUAGUGAACAAUUUCUAUUAAGUUCUCGUGACUUAAAAUAUCAAUAUGAGCACAUGCUUAAUACUCUACAAUCGAUUGCAAAUAGUUAUUGA